CAACAUUUAACCGAGCAAAUCGCGAAUACGUCGAAAUCAAUUAUUUAUAACAAGAAAAACGCGCGGUUAAUAAUUUACCAAUUAUGUUGCCUAGAAUGAAUUUGUUCGUCCUUCCAGCAGUUCUCAUCGUUUUAACCUUAAACACUGAUCGAGUUUAUGGCGGUGCUACGGAAGAGCAAAUGAUUGCAGCUGGAAAACUAAUGCGAGAUGUUUGCCUACCUAAAUUUAAAGUACCAACAGAUGUAGCUGAUGGCAUUAAGGAUGGUAUCGUUCCGGAAACAAAGGAAGUAAAAUGCUAUAUUAAUUGUAUUUUGGAAAUGAUGCAAACGAUGAAGAAGGGCAAGUUUCUAUAUGAAAGUUCGCUGAAGCAAGUAGAUUUGCUAAUGCCGGAUGACUACAAGGAUCAGUACAAAAGCGGUUUCGCAGCCUGCAAAGAUUCUCCCAAUGGAAUUAAGAACAAUUGUGACGCUUCGUAUGCGCUCUUGAUUUGUAUGCGCGAUAAGAUAACAAAAUUUGUUUUUCCUUAAAGUUGCUGAGUUGAAAAACCACUGUGAAAGUCACAUGAUAAAAAUGUUAUUGUUGAAUUCGAAAGAUUUAUCAAAUUAUUUUAAUACAAAUGGUCGAAUGUAGUUAUGUAAAGAAUUUCCUUAAAAUAACGAAUAAAAUUGUUCAAACUAUGGUUAAACACAUAAGAAA
Messenger RNA from Ceratitis capitata (Mediterranean fruit fly), 696 nucleotides. Its product is annotated as general odorant-binding protein 19a. Bases 84 to 527 code for a protein of 147 amino acids. The record is from RefSeq and is a predicted model, not a curated record. The transcript has 4 exons. Gene Ontology annotation, biological process: olfactory behavior; sensory perception of smell. Lineage: Eukaryota; Metazoa; Arthropoda; Insecta; Diptera; Tephritidae. Gene Ontology annotation, cellular component: extracellular region. Gene Ontology annotation, molecular function: odorant binding; dibutyl phthalate binding.